Anopheles stephensi (Asian malaria mosquito) is the source of this 1810-nucleotide messenger RNA. RefSeq names its product ubiquitin carboxyl-terminal hydrolase calypso (gene calypso). Gene Ontology annotation, cellular component: cytoplasm. Bases 185 to 1684 code for a protein of 499 amino acids. Lineage: Eukaryota; Metazoa; Arthropoda; Insecta; Diptera; Culicidae. Gene Ontology annotation, biological process: protein deubiquitination; ubiquitin-dependent protein catabolic process. Gene Ontology annotation, molecular function: cysteine-type deubiquitinase activity. The transcript is spliced from 2 exons. The record is from RefSeq and is a predicted model, not a curated record.
UUUGGCACAACACCGUUUGACAGCUGAGAAUCGUCCAAUUUAUAAACAAAAACAUAAAGCACAAUCAAGUUGGGAUUGCAUUAUUUGGUCGGCAUUUUUCACUUUCUUUCCUGCAAAUGCCUCAGCUGUUUAUAAUUUGAGUUCCGUUACGUGAAAAACGAAAGAAACAACCAAGAGUGCAGCGAUGCCGGUCGAUAUAAACCGGCUGACGGACGGUUGGCUGGAGCUGGAAAGUGAUCCAGGUCUGUUCACGCUGCUGAUGGAAGACUUUGGUGUGAAGGGCGUGCAGGUGGAGGAAAUUUACGAUCUGCAGAAGAAUCUCGAGGGCCAAGUGUACGGGUUUAUCUUUCUGUUUCGCUGGAUCGAGGAACGCAGGGCGCGCCGAAAGAUCGUCGAAACGACGGACAUCUACGUGAAGGAUGAGGAUGCAGUGAACAACAUAUUCUUCGCCCAGCAGGUGGUCCCGAACAGCUGCGCCACGCACGCCCUGCUGUCGGUGCUGCUGAAUUGUUCCGACAUUGAGCUCGGUCUAACGCUUAGCCGGCUAAAGAUGCACACGAAGGGCAUGAGCCCGGAAAACAAGGGCUGGGCGAUCGGAAACACGCCGGAGCUGGCCUGUGCACAUAACUCGCACGCGAUGCCCCAAGCCCGACGCAGGAUGGAUCGAAAUUCGGGCGUGAGCACUGGCCGGUUUACUGGCGAAGCGUUUCACUUCGUUUCGUUCGUUCCGAUCGAUGGCCGGCUGUUCGAGUUGGACGGGUUGAAACCGUUCCCGAUGGACCACGGACCGUGGGGAGAGAAGGAAGCGUGGACGGACAAGUUUCGUCGCGUGAUGUCUGACCGGCUGGGAAUCACUACCGGUGAACAGGAUAUUCGGUUCAAUCUGAUGGCGGUGGUUCCGGAUCGACGUAUUGCCAUCACACACAAGCUGAAAAUGCUUCGUACGAACCAAACGAUUGUAUCGGCCGCGCUGGAGAAGUUGCUGAAAUCGGAAAAGAAAGAGACAUCAUCGUCUUCGGCGUCAGCCAUCGGAUCAUCUCGCCCGUUGGGAGUUAGUUUGAAGAAGGAACCGGACGAUUCGACUCCGGUAAAACUGUCCGAUGAGUACUCGGAACUGUUGGCCAUCAAGGAGGAAAAGCAACCCGAUCAACCCUCUUCCUCAUCAUCCGUAUCGGUCUCGAAGGAGCUGGAAUCGUUCGUAUCGAUGAACAAUUCUUCCGAUUCGGUAGAAAUAAUUGGUGAAACGGAAGUCAAGCAGGAACGGGAAGACCCUACCCCACCAUCCCCUCCAUCAUCAUUUAUCGGUGCCGGUACAUUCUCGCCCAAGGAUUUGCUGUCUCUGCUGAAAAACCUUGAGUCAGAAAUCACCAUCACGGAACAGCAUCUGUGCGACGAAAAUGAAAAACGUGAACGGUUCAAGCUGGACGAUUGCCGGCGGACGCACAAUUACGACGAGUUCAUCUGCACGUUUCUGUCGAUGUUGGCCCAUCAGGGUGUGUUGGCUGAGCUGGUCUCGCAGGAUCUCAUUGCAUCGCGGAAGCCGAGUAUGGGUGGCAUCCAAACCAGCGCAAGCCGAGCGAUCUCACGAAGCUACAAGAAAGCGGCCGCCACGAAUGGGACGUCCCCGAAGGCGCCAGGGUCCAAGCGGCGUCGGGGUAGAGCAAAGUGUCGCAAGCGAAAGUAGGGAGAGGGGGGUGAAUUUGGAAAACACUGAGCGGGAGAUUUAUUUUGUAUUUUAAAUAUCAUUUCCAUUUCAUCGUUUGAUACACACUUCAUUCAAUAAACUAAACAUGUUAAUUAUAAAAAAGGA